Molecule: messenger RNA, 1188 nt
Organism: Debaryomyces hansenii CBS767
Lineage: Eukaryota; Fungi; Ascomycota; Pichiomycetes; Serinales; Debaryomycetaceae
Gene: LAB5
Product: putative lipoate synthase
Exons: 1
Coding region: 1-1188 (395 amino acids)
Biological process (GO): lipoate biosynthetic process
Cellular component (GO): mitochondrion
Molecular function (GO): lipoate synthase activity; 4 iron, 4 sulfur cluster binding
Source: RefSeq, a predicted model, not a curated record
AUGAUUUCAUUAAGGAGUAUACUGAGAAGUCCUGCGGUUCAACCGGCACGGAUUUAUCGUACGUUAGCGACAGCUGAUACGUCGGGUAUCAAUGAGCAAGCCAAACCUAAGACCAAGAGAAAGAAGACAGUGUUUUCAGAUUCAUUAAAUAAAGGACCAUCGUUUGAGGACUUUGUGAACGGGAAAGCAGCGGAUAUGUUGGUUGAUCCAUUAGAAGCGGCCAGACAAGAUCCGAACCAAAGAUUGCCCAAAUGGUUGAAGGUGCCAAUCCCCAAGGGAAAGUCGUUUAACAACUUGAAAAAUGACGUGAGGGAGUUGAAAUUAGCAACGGUGUGUGAAGAGGCCAAAUGUCCAAACAUCGGUGAAUGUUGGGGAGGAAAGAAGUCGGAGGCCACUGCCACGAUCAUGUUGAUGGGGGACACCUGUACCAGAGGAUGCCGUUUUUGCUCUGUGAAGACCAGCAGGGCGCCAGCCAAGCCAGAUCCUAUGGAGCCGGAGAACACGGCCGAAGCUAUCAGUAGAUGGGGGCUUGGAUACGUUGUUUUGACCACGGUCGACAGGGACGAUUUAGUGGAUGGUGGUGCUAACCACUUGGCGGAAACGGUGAGAAAGAUCAAAGAAAAAGCACCCCAAAUCUUGGUAGAAGUAUUGGGAGGUGACUUCAGAGGAGACUUGGAUAUGGCUGCGAUUUUGGCAAGAUCGGGCUUAGAUGUGUAUGCCCACAACAUCGAAACGGUCGAGGCAUUGACACCCUACGUAAGAGACCGCAGGGCCACUUAUAGACAAUCCUUGUCAAUCUUGAACAAGGCCAAGGAGACAAAGCCAUCGUUGGUGACCAAGACGUCGCUUAUGUUAGGAUUCGGUGAGACCGACGAACAGAUCAUGCAAACGUUGAAAGACUUGAGAGAAAUAAAGUGUGACGUCGUGACAUUCGGCCAAUACAUGAGACCUACCAAGAGACACAUGAAGGUGGUUGAUUAUGUCAAGCCUGAAAAAUUCGACUACUGGAGAGACACCGCUUUACAAAUGGGCUUCCUUUAUGUUGCCAGUGGUCCUUUGGUUAGAUCGUCCUACAAGGCAGGUGAAGCCUUUAUUGAAAACGUUAUUAGAAAGAGAAGACACAAUGUUGGUGAAACCCCAAGAUUGGCCCAAGAAGUCAACCCAAAGAUUAUAUCCCAAUCCAUUUGA